Moesziomyces aphidis is the source of this 783-nucleotide messenger RNA. The record is from the annotation of a GenBank genome assembly. Lineage: Eukaryota; Fungi; Basidiomycota; Ustilaginomycetes; Ustilaginales; Ustilaginaceae.
AUGCCAUUCAAAGCAGUCAUCUUUGACAUUGGCGGCGUGGUGGUUGGAAGCCCGCUGUUUGCUAUCAACAGGUACGAGAAGGAGCAUGGACUGCCAUUUCAGUAUCUCAACGUAGCCAUCACCGCUCAAGGCCGAGGCGGUGCAUUUCAGCAAUUUGAACGUAGCGAGCUCGACCUGUAUACCUUCUACCGUCGAUUCGGCCAAGAGCUGAGCGACGUCGAGAAGAACAAUGCCGCCUUCACCAAGUUCUGCCAAAGUCGAGGACAAGAAGUUCCAAAGCUUCCGACUCAGCUCAAGGUGGACGGACGAGAACUCUUCGGGCAGAUGAUGAGGACUUCCACCACCGUGGACCCCAAGAUGCGAACCGCCAUCAUGCGGCUCAAAGUGGCGGCCUUGACCAACAACUUUGCGCCCCCCACCGAAGUCUCCGCAUCAGCGGAGGGAGGCGGCGGGAAAGCACCUUCGCUCGACGAGGAGCUGCAGCACCUUGGGCUGGGCUCGUCGCAGGAGCAGCUGCGCAAGCUGUUUGAUUUCUACAUCGAGAGCGCCGUCGUCGGCAAGAGGAAACCCGACCCCGAAUUCUACGAGUACGCACUCAACUUGCUCAAGGUCAAGCCGAGCGAGGUGGUGUUCCUCGACGACAUUGGACCCAACCUCAAGGCGGCGCAGAAGCUGGGCAUCACCACGAUCCGCGUCGACUCGAGCGACUCGACUCCGGCGCUGGCUCAGUUGAGCAAGCUGACGGAAGUGCCGCUGCUAGAGGGCGCAAGCUCCAAAUUGUAG